AUGGCUGAUUCCAUUUUUCCUGAUAGGGAGAAGCAAAAACAAGCAGACAAUGACAUCAAGAACAUGUUAUCUUCUCUAACGAAACGCCUAGGCAGCCUUCAACGUGUUCAUAAUAAGGCGUCAAAAGGGGACUCGAGCCAGAGUGAUGACGAUGAUCAUGGCACGAGAAUCAUCACUCUAGCCGGUACUAAUGUAGGAGCCAGUAUGCGCGGUGAGAUGGAGGAGAAAGCUGGAUUUGAAGGCGAUUCAUCGGAGGAAAAUGAAGCGUUGAAAACAUAUGUAAAUAGCAAUUUUCAAGCACUCAACAAUUCUAUUAUGUUAGGUGGUAGCUAUUGUACUAAUGACCCUGGUGUUCAUUUGGAUAUAACUGAUUAUAUGGAACAUGACCAAGAGCCAACACCAAUAGGACCAUGA
Messenger RNA from Nicotiana attenuata, 414 nucleotides. RefSeq lists its product as uncharacterized. The record is from RefSeq and is a predicted model, not a curated record. Lineage: Eukaryota; Viridiplantae; Streptophyta; Magnoliopsida; Solanales; Solanaceae. The transcript has a single exon. The coding region runs from base 1 to 414 and encodes 137 amino acids.